This is a messenger RNA of Amaranthus tricolor (Joseph's coat), 1556 nucleotides long. RefSeq names its product mitogen-activated protein kinase kinase kinase 18-like. The transcript has a single exon. The coding region runs from base 119 to 1444 and encodes 441 amino acids. The record is from RefSeq and is a predicted model, not a curated record. Lineage: Eukaryota; Viridiplantae; Streptophyta; Magnoliopsida; Caryophyllales; Amaranthaceae. Gene Ontology annotation, biological process: protein phosphorylation. Gene Ontology annotation, molecular function: ATP binding; protein kinase activity.
AAAAAACCACAACCUUCAAGAAAAAACCCCAAAAAACAGAGCAGCUCUAAGAAAACAAAAAAUAAAAAAAAGAGAGAGAGAAAUUAAUUUCAAAAGAAAUCUUAAGAUUUAAGCUAUAAUGGAGAUUGAUAAAAACUGGAUUAAAGGAAAAUUGAUCGGAAACGGAUCAUACGGUUCAGUUUACAUCGGAGUACAAGAAUCUAACGGUGUUCGUUUCGCAGUAAAAUCAGCUUCAAAGUAUUCAAAUUCUUCAUUACAAGCUUUAGAGAACGAAGUUGAAAUUCUUCGUUCUCUAUCUUCAUCUUCACCGUUCAUUGUAAGUUACUACGGCGAUGAUGAAACGACGUCGGAUAGGAAUCUUUUUCUGGAGUAUCUUCCUUCCGGCGAUGUGUCAAAAUCUGGUGGAAUCAGUGACGAGGAGUUAAUCCGAUCGUACACGUGGUGUUUGGUUAUGGCUUUGAAAGAAAUUCAUUCGAAAAAUAUUGUUCAUUGUGAUUUGAAAGGUAGUAAUGUUUUGGUCGACUCCAUUAAUAGAGUCGCGAAGCUUUGUGAUUUCGGAUCAUCAAUUCAAGUAGUAUCUGAUUCGGAAUUCCAUCAACAGUUGAAAAUAGUGCCACGUGGUAGUCCGCUUUGGAUGGCUCCUGAGGUCGUCCGCGGAGAAUCACAGGGGUUUGAGGCGGAUAUAUGGUCAUUAGGAUGUACAGUGAUUGAGAUGUUCACCGGAUUUCCAGCGUGGCAAGAUAGCGGGGCCCACACUUUGUUUAAAAUUGGAUACUCUGAUGAAGUACCGGAAUAUCCGUCCCGAUUAACCGAGGUUGCUAAAGAUUUUUUAAACAAGUGUUUGGUUCGUAAUCCGGAAGAAAGAUGGAGCUGUGAUCAGCUGUUGCUACAUCCAUUCUUACUCCCUGUACCUGCAGAAUUUUCUCCUAGAAGUAUCUUUGAUUUGCAGAAUCUCUACUUCUCCGAUGAUGAUGAACACGAUCACAAUCAAUUUCAGGAUGAACAAUCAUUAGUUGAUGAUCACGAAACUGAAGAAAUUUUGGAUAGAAUAGGUGAAUUAGCAACAAUAUCAGGGGUGAAUUGGGAAAGCGACGGUUGGGUGGAUGUUAGAAGCAGUAAACAAGAACAAAAAGAACAAGAGGUUUUUGAAGGGGCUACUUGGGAAUAUUCAGAAAUAUUUGAGGGUGAAACCGUAAAAGAAAAUGAUAAUCUAAUACAUGAGAAAAAUAUUAGCGGUGUAGACGGCGGUAACGGUGAUUCAUAUGGUGGGUUGACAAAGAUAGAAAUAGACUUGCUAUUUUUAUUGAUAGUAGAAGUAAUACAUUUUUUAUCAUUAAUAUUAUUAAUUAAUUCUUUUACAAUAAUGAAUAAAUUUAUACUCCUAUUACGGGGUAAAUAUGAACACUAUAUUUGUGGAUCACUUAAAUAUUAUAGAAGUGUAUAAUUUUUUUCAAGUUGGAAUGUCAGAGCAAGUAGUGGUAACUACUAACUACUAAUUAACCAACUAACCAAUUAACUAAAUAAAAUGAGUUUAAAUUUUGGUUUAUUAUAUUACU